AUGUCUGAGCCCAUCCUCGGUGCCGGCAGGAGUCCAGUGGAAACGGACCUUGGCCUACAGCAUACCCUGGUGAACGGAAACUGUGAGAGCCCCAUCACACUUCUGGACCGGCUCUCUGCAACCAGAGGCAUUUGGGAGGUUCUUGAAAGCCAACCGGAACAAGCCAAGGAGUUGCUGUCAGUACACCCACCUGGGACGUUCAUCAUCGCUGGAAAUAAAGGUGGAGGGUCCAGGGAGCUCUUCUUAAAAACACAGGGAAACGGGAGCGAUGCUGUCUGCUCUUUCUCUAUCCAGGACAACGGCGCAGCGAUUUGUCUGGAGGGCUCCUUGCUGCAUUUCAGAGACCUCUUGGAGCUGGUCUGUUUCCACCUUGUGAGCAGAGACAUCCUGCCCCAUCUGCUGAGGAUCCCAGAUGCCCUUCGACUUCUACACAAGCCUGAAUUAGAUGCGGUUGCUGCCUUGGGCAUGAAGUUCUGGACAAUGCCCCUUAAACCUGACGAUGGGCUGGUGUUGGCUGAAGUGGAAGAAGGACCCGUGGGUCUGGACGGAGCCCCUUCUAAAUCAAGACAGGCGGUCUGUUCUGUCCGGAUAACGUCCGAGGAUGAAGCUCUGUGCAUCAUCAACCCGCUGUUUGUCUCGGUGCACAGCGACGCCGGCUGGCUUGACCUUGCGUCCAGCUUGCGCCGGUCAAGUAGCACGAGGGGCACUCUGCGGUUCCCAAAUGGGCUGGGGACUCUCCAGAAGUCCGGCUCAGCAAAAGCAGCAUCCAGGAAACAAGGAGCCCAAGGGAGUCUGGAUCAUCCGGAAGAGAAGGAGGAGGAGGAGGAGAUGGAGAAAGGUGACCCUCUCCUCCGCUCCACCACCGCGCGACGGAGGCCUCUUCAUCGCAGUCUGGCCUGCAGCAGUUCGGAAGCCGCCUCCGAAGAGCCGCCUCCGUCCCCCGACCUCCACCUGAAGGAGGUCAAGUCCCCGCACCGCGUCUCCUGGAUCGAGGGGAUCCCGACCACCCCUCCUCCUGCCUGGCCGCUGAAAAAGUCCAGCUCCGAAUCCUCUCUGCUGAGCGAGAGCAUCUUGCUGCCUCCCAUCCCCGAACUCGACUCGCUAUCCGUCAGCAGCGUGGAGGACGAGGCGGAGGGCGUCCUCGCUGCGGCGGCGGCAGCUCACCAGAAGAAGCAGCAGCGCCGUUCCUCCUCCUCCGUCCUGACCUACAAGGUCCUCCAGCGCCUCUCCGCCGUGGGCAGCACGCUCAGCGGCUUCCUCUCGGCCGAACGCCGGGUGUCCAAGAGGGUGCAGGAGCUGGCCCAGGAGCCGGCGUCCUACGUGGGGGGGCUGGUGCAAAGCUUCGUGGGCCACAUCCUGCGCGGAGCCGGGAAACGGCAUGCGACCAGCACCGACCUGCUCCAGGAGAUCCGGCAGAUGAUCAGUAACCUCAAGGGCUACCUGUGCGAGAGCUCGGAGCUGCGCGUGGUCUGCGAGCAAAGCGAGGCCGAGGAGAUGGACCUGGGUUCCGUGGUCGAAGCUGCUCUGUACAAAUGCAUGCUGAAGCCUCUCCGGGACUCCGUCUACGCCCAGUUGCACGAAUUCCACGCCCACGACGGCACCCUGGACAAGCUGCGUGAGCACCAGGCCACCAUGCGGGGGCAGAGCCUGGCCGAGCUGGGCGUGACGGCCGGCGUCCCGGAUGGGGCCGCCUUGGAGCGCAUCCAGGCCAAGCUGAGCCUUAUGCACCUGGCUUACUCCCCCAAGAAGAAGGAGACACACAUGCUCAAAGUCUGCAAGAUGCUCUAUGAAGCCAUGAACCAGGCUGCGGGAGGAACAGUGCCUUUUGGCGCCGACGACUUCCUGCCGGUUCUGAUCUACACGCUGGUGAACUGUGACGUGGUUUCGGUGCAGCUGGAUGUCGAAUACAUGAUGGAACUGGUGGACCCUAGCCAGCUGCAGGGAGAAGGAGGUUAUUACCUCACCACCUGGUUUGGCGCCCUCUUCCACAUCGAGAACUUCCAGCCAGCUGCCGCGGUGACGCGGCAAAUCAGCAUCGAGGCCCAGCGCUCCAUCCACCAGUGGCAUCGGCGCCGAACCAUCCACCAUCACCACGGCAACCGGCCCCAUUCCCAGAACAUCCUCUAUGUCUCCUACUGCGAACCCUUCAACAACCAGAAGACCAUCUCCGUGCCCCCUGACAUGACAACAGCGUCGGUGUGCGCCGUGUGCGCCGAGAAGUAUGGCGUCUCCGAUCCCGGGACCCACGGCCUUUUCUUGGUGUCGCACGGCUCCUCUCAGCUCUUGGCCGGGGACAGCUGCCCGCAGAGACUCCGCUCGGAGAUCCUCCAGGCUCAAGGGAGCCCUGCGAGUUUCGUCUACAAGCCCAAAGACAGGGGGCUCCCCGCUACUGCUGCUCCCCCUUCCCUUUCGGACCCUGACCGCUCGACCGAGGCCCGGGAGCCCCUCGAAAGCAAGGAAACAAAGCAACCAGAUUGAGCGCAGGCCUCGGAACCUUCCGGAAACUUCCCCAGAGGGUUGCCCGAGCUUUUGGGUUUCUGACUGGGCGGAAAUGUCGGGGAAAGCUAAGAGACUGGGCUAUAAAACGUCCGCCAGGAAAAGUCUCAAGCAGAAGACCUCGGGAACUGAAGUUCUCCUGUUGCCCUGCCAGAGUUCCCUCUUCCAUUAGACCAGGGCUGACCAGACUUUUGUGAUGUGCUUCUCCCUGCUCCCCACAUCCUGAGCCCCACCAACGUGGAGAUAAGGCUGCUUCCUAUCUCAGGGCCCCUCCAAACUGGUAAACUUAAGUGGGACACUUAAGUGGCAUUACAGCUGAAGUGGUACAAAACUGCUUUAAAUGCCUAGAGCAUAUGUGGCCUUACUUCUAAGGCAGGCUUAGCCAUCUUGGUGCCCUCUAGAUAUUGUUGGACUACAACUCCCAUCAUCCCUGACCAUUGGCCUGGCUGGCUGGGGCUACAGGUGGCAGGACCUGUUCAGUUCCCGUCCUCUCACUUUCUCGUUUCCCCCAAUACAGUCGU
Molecule: messenger RNA, 3017 nt
Organism: Lacerta agilis (Sand lizard)
Lineage: Eukaryota; Metazoa; Chordata; Lepidosauria; Squamata; Lacertidae
Gene: RINL
Product: Ras and Rab interactor like
Exons: 11
Coding region: 1-2478 (825 amino acids)
Biological process (GO): signal transduction; vesicle-mediated transport
Cellular component (GO): endocytic vesicle; cytosol
Molecular function (GO): small GTPase binding; guanyl-nucleotide exchange factor activity
Source: RefSeq, a predicted model, not a curated record